Molecule: messenger RNA, 1571 nt
Organism: Mercenaria mercenaria
Lineage: Eukaryota; Metazoa; Mollusca; Bivalvia; Venerida; Veneridae
Product: galactosylceramide sulfotransferase-like
Exons: 4
Coding region: 46-942 (298 amino acids)
Biological process (GO): glycolipid biosynthetic process
Cellular component (GO): membrane
Molecular function (GO): galactosylceramide sulfotransferase activity; protein binding
Source: RefSeq, a predicted model, not a curated record
ACCAGAUUUAUAUAAACUAAGUGUUCUUCAGAAGUCUAAGGCAAAAUGUUGCACUCUGCUAUUAAUGCAUUUGUUCUUUUGUUUCUUAUAAAUAGGGUCAAUGUUUCUUUGGCUACAGAACCAGUAUGUUCAAAAUUUGCUUAUGAAGAAAAGCUUCUAGAAAAAAUGAUCAGAACAGAGAUUAAGGUUGAAGCGAUAGAAAGUAAAAUAAUGAAAACUCAAGAUUCUGUAUUGGAUACUUUAAACGAAAUAAAGAAGAAAGUUUCCGAUAUGAACGACAGAUUUGAAGACUUGAGAAAUAAUAUCACGGAAGAGAUGGUUGCAAAAACUAAGGAUAUAGAGAAGAAAGAGGAACUCUUCAAGAAUUUAUUUGAAGAACUACGAAAAAAUUUCACGAGCGACACGGAGAAUCGAAGAAACGCUAUUACUCACCGCCAAGAAUUCUUCAAGAAUUUAUUUGAUGAACUACGAACGAAUUUCACGAACGACAUGGAGAAUCAAAGAAACGCUCUUACUGACCUCAAAGAGAUGGCAAAGCCUUCCGUCGCAUUUCAUGCACACCACGUGACGGAUCUGGCCCUUGAUGUGACUGACAAGAUCAUUGUAUUUGAUACAAUCAUUACAAAUGAGGGUUCUGGAUACGACACGUCCACAGGGAUCUUCAGUGCCCCUGUCGGAGGAUUGUACCAGUUCACUGUCCAUGUUUGUUCAAGUUCUGGAAAAUAUUCUGUCGUUGGCUUGUCACUGGCAGGGAAGGUUGUUGCGGCAGCAACAAAUUACGAUCAAGCCUACAACAUCUGUAGUUCGGUAGGAGCAGUAGUUAGAGUGAAAUCAGGAGAACAGAUAUGGGUGAAAUGUACCACAGGACAUAGUUCUGCACAUAGGUUAUAUGAAGACAGAUAUAGAAUGAACACAUUUAGUGGAAUUCUGAUUAACAAAUAGAUGAAUAAACUCACAUGAUGUACUUUAUAUGUACUUUAUAUUAGCAGUAGCAGUAUUAAACACCCACAGACUUUUAUAUUGUAUGAAUAUUUGAAUUUAUUUUUGACUUAUAUUACUUUACUUACACUUUUUAUAUUCAGAAAUGACAUCCUUGACAAAGUCUCUGUAAACAACGUAACAUCUUUUUUUCUCACUAUGAAUUUAAUCUUCAUCCUGCUAAAUUUUUAAAAUGGAUUAGUCCAUCAUUAAAUUUGGGCAAUACCACUUACUAUUCAAAGGGUGUUCCCUCACAAUUUACUGACUGAAUAGCGAACAGUACAUAUCAAGAUCAGCCUGCAAGGGCGUGCAGGUUGAUUUUGGUCUGCUAUUGUCGCAAAGGCAUGACAAAAAUAGUUCUCGCUUUGGCAAAGACAUUUUAUAUAAAGAUCAUAUUUAUUCCUGUGAAAUAUAACAGCAAAACCUUUAGCUGUUGAUUGUUUAUUUUUGAAGAAUGCAUAAUAAUUCCUCCAGAACUUGCAGAAUAAAGCGGCACUAUAUCGAAUAAAACUUAUUUUCACAUCAGAAACAGUUUAGAUAUUUGUUUUUAUUUGAGAUAUUAGUUUGAGCUAAAUAUUUAGUCUCUGCACGGG